CGCCAGCGACCCGUUCCACUCUCGACUCUCUCCGCCUCUCGCGCUUCCUCCCACCGACGCCACGAGCCGAGACGAGACGAGGCGACGCCCCGCUCCUCCAUCCGCCUCGCCACGCCACGCCACGAGGAGGAGGAGAGGCGAGGAGACGAGAGGCAGCUCGUCCGCCCGCCAAAAAUAGGGCGGAUCGGGCACAUGGGCGUCCCCUCCGCGCCCGCGCCCGACGCCCACCGCCGCGGCGUCUUCCUCCUCUCCGUCGGUGCUGGUGGCGGCGGCGCCGGGACUGCGGUGGUGGAGGUCGAGGUGGAGCACCCGCACUCGCUCUCCCUCUCGCCGCCGCCCAUGUCGUCCUGCGGCCGCUACAUCCUCCACCGCGUCUGCAGGUUCGACACCCUCGCCGGCGUCGCCAUCAAGUACGGCGUCGAGGUGGCGGAUGUGAAGCGGGUGAACGGCCUCACCACCGACCUCCAGAUGUUCGCCCACAAGACGCUGCGGAUUCCGCUCCCCGGUAGGCACCCACCCGCCGCCACCGCCACCGCCACCGCGCCAUCCCAUCCUCCUCCCUCCUCUUCCCCUGCCGCCACCCAUCGUCCCAGAGAAUGGGCUACGCGGCGCCCUCCGAAAAAUUCUGCCUUGGAUCCACUCCUGAAACCACCGCAGAGCACAGUUGCACCAUCCAUGGACCUCUUGCAGAACUACUAUGGCCUUGCUCGACCUCCAAAGGGGGACCCAGAAAAUGAAGGCACUGAAAUGGCGACAUACAGUAUAGGUCAGCAUACGAAAGCUAGAAGCUUAUCAACGGGCUUUUCUCUUGUAAAUGGUGAGGUUGACGAUGCUGAAAAGCCAAUAAGACGCCGCCAGAAAUCUGAUGCUGAGUUCUCAACAAGGGAGGGCAACAGUGGUGGUGUACUGAUGAAGGCCGGCCCGGGCUUGGCGCUGAGGCCAAAAUCUGGCAGUCGACCGGAAAUAAACAACAGCCAGCAAGAUCUUGUAGCAACCGCAGUGCCUUCAUAUGGUGAUGGAUUGCAAGCUGUGAGGAAGUCAUCAAGCACCCCAGAAUUCCAAGAUUCAGACAACAGCAUUGCAUCUGUGUGGCUUAAGAGCAAGUGGAACUUAAAACCAGAUGCAUUCACCCUCCCUCUCCCAAUCCUGCUUCUCGACAGCAUUCCAAAGCCUAUUUUCGACACCUUUCCGAAGCAAAUUGCUGCUUGGAGAAACAAGGCUGCCAGGGAUUAGUAAGGUUUGCAUCUUGGUUAUGUGCUUUGCAUGUAAGGGUUGUUCUUGGUUCAGAAUAGGCCUGGAGGAGUUCGGGGUUGGUUUAUUUCUCCCCAGCCAAACAGAAGAACUGGUUCAGGCAGUGGAUAUUAUAAAGACAGAAACACUUCUAGAUCUAUAACUUACAGGGAUGGUGCAAAAUGAUGUGUUGGAUAUAUUAAACACUAGAGUUCAAAAUACAUAUUACAGUGUACUAAAUCUGUUGCAGCAAAGCAGCAGCAGUUGUUUUCCUGUCAUAAAUUUAUACUAGUUGGGACCUGAAUGCCCCUUUGGGGCUUAUUGGAGCUUAUUCUUUUGUACACAAUGCAGAACUGCACAUAGGAAAUAUAUAGAUCAGAGGGAAAGAAUCAGAAUGUGUGUUCUUCACUUGUUCUCGUUACUAAUAAAGAGAAAAGAGGUGGCUUUAUCCGUUCCUUA
Molecule: messenger RNA, 1689 nt
Organism: Oryza sativa Japonica Group (Japanese rice)
Lineage: Eukaryota; Viridiplantae; Streptophyta; Magnoliopsida; Poales; Poaceae
Source: RefSeq, a predicted model, not a curated record